Molecule: messenger RNA, 1512 nt
Organism: Adineta steineri
Lineage: Eukaryota; Metazoa; Rotifera; Eurotatoria; Adinetida; Adinetidae
Source: the annotation of a GenBank genome assembly
AUGGCUGAUAAAAAUUUAAUACCAUCAUUCUCAUUAACAGGAAAUACAUCUCAAUAUCCAUCAGAAUGUAAUUAUGUGGAUAAAGAUGAUUCGUAUCUUGUUAUACAACAACCAUCAAUAUUAUAUAAUUAUAAAAAUGGUCAUCAACCAUCACAAUAUACAGGCGCACAAUUUAAUAUAUUAUUUGAUGAACCUGAAGAUGAUGGUGAACAAACAUCAGCAUGUUUAUUUGAAUUAACUCCUCCUACACCUCUACCUAUUCAACGUGUAUCAUCAGAAGAUGAAUUAAAUUUUUAUGCUAAACAUAAACGUGCAAAAUUCAUAGGACCCUAUCUAUUUGGUGAUGCUAUUGGACAAGGUUCAUAUGCAAAAGUAAAAGAAUGUUUAGAUCGUCGUACGCUAUGUCGACGUGCUGUUAAAAUAAUGCAACGUCGUCGUUUACGUAAAACACCACAUGGAGAAAAAAUGGCGGCAACUGAAAUACGUUUAUUAAAAAAAUUAGAUCAUCAAAAUAUAAUAAAAUUAUAUGAUUUUAUACGAAAUGAUGAAAAACAAAAAUUAUAUUUAUUUAUUGAUUUGUGUGUUGUUUCAUUACAAGAAAUGCUUGAUAGUGAUGACCAACAACGAGAAAUCAAAACAUUUCCUAUAUGGCAAGCACAUGGAUAUUUUGUACAAUUAAUCGAUGGUUUAGAAUAUCUUCAUUCAAAAUUUAUUAUUCAUAAUGAUAUUAAACCAGGAAAUUUAUUGAUAACAGUUGAACAUCAAUUGAAAAUUACAGAUUUUGGAACAGCUGAACAACUUGAUAUGUUUAGUACAGAUGAUACAAUCACAAGAAGUCAAGGUACUCCUGCUUUUCAAUGUCCUGAAAUUGCAAAUGGUGAAGAUACUUAUAAUGGUUUUUCCAUUGAUAUAUGGUCAUGUGGUGUGACAUUAUAUAAUCUCGUUACUGGACGUUUACCAUUUGAAGCAGAUAAUAUUUAUUUAUUAUUUCAAACAAUUGGUAAAGGUGUUUAUACUAUACCAGAUGAUAUUGAAUCUCAUUUAGCUUCAUUUAUUCAUGGUUUAUUACAUAUUAAUAAAAAUUUACGUUUAACAUUAGAACAAAUCAAACAACAUGAAUGGUUUCGAAGACGACCACCACGUACAUUUGAAUUUUUACCAUUUCCUCCCUCAGCAUUAAAUCGUUUUCAAACAUUUACAAUGCAUGAUUAUUUAACUGAAUUACAUCGAUCAACAGUUUUAUCUGAGGAGGAGAAUCAUAAUGAUAAUCAUCAAGAAGAACAACAACAACAAAUAAAAAUACCUAUUGACUCAACUUCAUUCUUUCAUUCACCAUAUGAUAAUCAACAUGUAGAAUCACAACAACAACAACAACAACAACAACAACAUCAACAAGAACAUAAUGGUCGAUCAAGACUCAAUUGUAGUUGUAGUCGAACAUUAAGUGGUGAAAAUAUCUAUCCAACUAAAACUCGAAAUCGACAUCAACCACGAAUAUGUGUUUUAUCAUAA